Messenger RNA from Mesorhabditis belari, 306 nucleotides. NCBI's taxonomy places the organism in Eukaryota, Metazoa, Nematoda, Chromadorea, Rhabditida, Rhabditidae. The record is from the annotation of a GenBank genome assembly.
AUGGGAGCUAUUGACGUGGUGGAGAUCGAGGUGAUCGGUUUGAAGAGGAAAUUGGGACAGAACGGUGUCGCUUUCUUUCUAACUCCCGUCGGAGUUAAUUUCAUUAUUAUCAAGGCUUUACACUCGAAGAUUCUCGCUUAUUCAGAAGAACAUCCGGGUUCUUUCACACAAAUGCUUGAGACCAAGGUGCUAGGACUUAAGCAAAUGGGACAAUUCGGGAAAUUGAAGGAAAGGGUCCUCAAAGACUCAGAUGCCUCACUUUUGAUCGAGUUUGCGAAUGAUGAGGCAAAUCUUCCGACAACAAAU